This is a messenger RNA of Hyaena hyaena (striped hyena), 2685 nucleotides long. RefSeq names its product nuclear body protein SP140-like. Gene Ontology annotation, biological process: regulation of transcription by RNA polymerase II. The coding region runs from base 202 to 2343 and encodes 713 amino acids. The record is from RefSeq and is a predicted model, not a curated record. The transcript has 25 exons. NCBI's taxonomy places the organism in Eukaryota, Metazoa, Chordata, Mammalia, Carnivora, Hyaenidae. Gene Ontology annotation, cellular component: nucleus. Gene Ontology annotation, molecular function: DNA binding; protein binding; DNA-binding transcription factor activity, RNA polymerase II-specific.
AGCUGAUCGUGCAGGAAGCUGGAGGCAGUGCCUGCUGCCUCCCUCCAUCGCCGUCCGGACACUUGUGCGCUGGCCAACUCUUGUUCAUCCUGUCCGAUCACCAUGAUGUUAUCAACGUAACUGAUCAGUGUGAUGUUCUAUGGGAUGUCCAGGUGAUCCAGAGCUCUUCGGAUUAUAUUAUGACACAGGGCAGAGAAGAAUAUGGCAGAUGUACCAGUCAGUGACCUAGGAAAUUUCCCUGUACAAGAAGUCAACAUGUCCUGGGGACGGCAGAAGCGAACCUUCUAUCUUCACCCCCACACUACUCCCCUGACCCCGCAGUGGGUGUUUCUUUCAGGAGCUGGAAUCCCAGAGCAGCUCAGUGAUGGACAACAGAUGAAUAUAAUGGAAGGGGAUUCAUUUCAUGAUCCAGAUGACGCCAUAAGAACUGAGGAAAUGAAAAAUAAAUGUGCCCAAGAAUCUGAACAAACAGAGUCCUGUGAACACUCAUCUCUCCUAAUGAAUAAUGUCAGUGUGCUAGAAGAGAGACUCAACUUACUGUCAUAUGAGGGACAAGUUUCCUGUGAGUAUGGCACUCUCCAGUGGACAAAUGGUGGCCAUUUUGAAGAGAUAUCCAAACUGCUACCAGGUGAUGGGGGAGCGUCCUGUGAACUUGUGGCUUUACAAAGGGAUGAAGGAGAAGAAUCAGAAGAAAUGCCCAGAUUACUACCUUAUGAUGAAGAAGAGCAUGGCUAUGCCUGCUGGGACAUCAGUGAUGAAGAAGAGCCUCAGGAAGUCUUGAGCUCCUCACCAGCAUGUGGGCCAGGGUCCUGUGAUCCUGAAGCUCCUCAAAUGACUGGUGAAGAAGUACCAGAGAAAAUGCCCAGUCAACUACUAUAUUAUGGGGAAGCAGAAGGUAGCAGUGCCUGUUUAGAAAUGUAUAAUGAAGAAGAGCCACAGGAAGACUUGACCUCACCACCAGAAAGUGAAUCAUCAUCUGGUGAACUCGAAGCUCUCCAAAUAAAUAGCAAGGAAGAAUCAGAAGAGCUUACUUCCAGCCUACUAUCCUAUGAUGGACAAGGAGCAGAGCUGCCAGUACAUGGAAAUGAGAAGUGUUCUUGUGUUAUGUGCUUCUCAAAAGAUGUGCCAGAAGGUCCAGAAGCAAGUACUGCAGAUAGCAAAGCAUGUGCCAUGAUAGAUACUGUGGAUCUUAGAAACAACUCUACUUUGGGAAAACUCAAGAGGAAAAGAAGAAAAAAGAAAGGCCAUUGCUGGACAAGACAUAAAAGGAAAUUGCAGAGAAACAUACUCCCAAAAGAUAGCAGCAACACUACUGACCAGUUGGCCUCCAGUGGGAAAAAGAAAAAAAUGCAUAUGCAAGAACCUGCCAAGAUUAAGGGGAAAAAGAGAGGCAGACCUCCUGUUUACUCAACUCAUAGUGACAAAGCCCCACAGAAAAAUGUCCGGUCAAAAGGGUCAAGAAAUCACACAGAUUGUAGCGUGGAUUUUCGCUCUCAAGUACUUCCUGUGACCUGUGGUGAGGUGAAGGGGAUGUUAUAUAAGAAGAAACUGAAACAAGGAUCCUUGGUGAGGUCUAUACAGAGUGAGGAUGGAAAAUGGUUCACCCCCAGGGAAUUUGAAAUCAGAGGAGGCUACGCAAGAUCAAAGAACUGGAAGCUGAGUGUGCGCUGUGGUAGGAGGCCCCUACGAUGGCUGAUGGAGAAAGGAUUUCUACAUAAUCCUCUAAGAAAAUCUUUCAAGAAAAGAAAGACAAUGCCAAAAUCUCACAACGAUACCUUAGCUCACCCUCAUCUGGGAAACUCCGAUGUGUGUGAGAUGUGUCGGGAUGGAGGAGAGCUGUUCUGUUGUGACACCUGUUCAAGAUCCUUUCACGAGGACUGUCACAUCCCACCUGUGGAAACUGAGAGGAGCCCGUGGAGUUGCACCUUCUGCAGGAUGGAGUCUUUGCGAAGGCAGCAGUGUCACAGGGAAUCUGAGGUCCUGGAGAGGCAGAUGCAUCCCGAGGAGCAGAUGAAAUGUGAGUUCCUUCUCUUGAAGGUCUAUUGCCAUUCAGAGAGCUCCUUUUUUUCGAAGAUUCCAUACUAUUAUUAUAUUAAAGAGGUUUCUCAAAACCUAAAGGAACCCAUGUGGUUGGACAAAAUCAAGAAGAAGCUAAAUAAACAGGGUUACCCCAGAGUAGAGGGGUUUGUGCAGGACAUGCGCCUCAUCUUUCAGAACCACAGGGCAUCUUACAAGUACAAUGACUUUGGACUAAUGGGACUUAGACUGGAGGCAGAAUUUGAGAAGAAAUUCAAGGAAGUGUUUGCUAUUGAGGAAGCAAAUGAGAGCAGUUCACUGGUGUAGUGGAGGCUGUUGACACCCUGGAAAAUCUCCUUUUUGGGCAGAACUUUCAUGUCCCAGCUGUUCUGAGGGUUGGCUGCUAUUGGCACUCUUCCCCAAAGUAUCACCUUCUGCCAAUGCCAGCUUCACCUGGGGAUUACACACCUUUUGGGCCUGGAGGUCAGCUUCCAGCCCCAAGGUGGAACCAACUUGUAGUGAUCCAUGCUCCUUCAUUCUCCAUGAGAUCAGGCUGGAGCUAGUCUCCAGCUGGUACCAAUCCAUGCUUGGCUUUUCCCACCAUGCUAUCCUGUUUCCCUCAUCCCUUUUCUUUUGAAAAGAUUCUCAUAAUAAAUCAGUUACUCAAGA